Molecule: messenger RNA, 774 nt
Organism: Lactuca sativa (garden lettuce)
Lineage: Eukaryota; Viridiplantae; Streptophyta; Magnoliopsida; Asterales; Asteraceae
Molecular function (GO): nucleic acid binding; RNA-DNA hybrid ribonuclease activity
Source: RefSeq, a predicted model, not a curated record
AUGGAAGUCUACAUUGAUGACAUGAUGGUCAAGUCUAAGAAAGUUGAAGAUCAUCUCAAGGAUCUUGAAGAAGCCUUCAACAUACUGGACGAAUAUAACAUGAAGUUGGAUCCCUCCAAGUAUGAAGUAGAAAUAGAAGCCAAACAACUUCCAGAAAAAGAAAACAUGGGAAGAUGGACACUAUUCACAGGUGGAGCAUCAAACCAAAGAGGAACUGGCCUAGGGAUCAUACUAAAAUCGCCACAGGGGGACAUCCUACCACAAACAAUCAGUUGUGAGUUCAAUGCAGCAAACAAUGAGGUAGAAUAUGAGGCACUAAUCAUGGUAGUACAGUUAGCCAAGGAUCUUCAAAUCAAGGAUCUUCAGGUAUUCGUCGAUUCUUUAUUAUUGACUAACCAUUUUAAUGGAUUCUAUGCAGAAAAAGGAGAAAGACUAGCACUAUAUCUCCAGAUCCUCAUAAAUAUAGCCUUAGAUUUCGAAGCAUUUAGUCUAAACCAAGUUCCUAGAGAAGAAAAUGUUGAAGCAGAUGCUUUAGCCAAUCUAGGAUCUUCUCUUAGGAUCCCGCUAGAAACCAGGAUCCCGAUAAUCCAAGUGUUGAUCCCAGCGAUCGAGGAUCCUGCCAAAAGACUAAACGAUCCCAACGAUCAUGAGGAAACUACCAACGUCGCUACUAUCGAAGACCCUAAUCCUCAAUUUCCUUAUCAGCAUCCUAACAUCAAGAAUCCUUCCCCAACCAAAAGAUCUUGGAUCCAACCUAUUUUGGAGUACCUGUAG